Molecule: messenger RNA, 3164 nt
Organism: Labrus mixtus (cuckoo wrasse)
Lineage: Eukaryota; Metazoa; Chordata; Actinopteri; Labriformes; Labridae
Gene: grb10b
Product: growth factor receptor-bound protein 10b
Exons: 17
Coding region: 350-2236 (628 amino acids)
Biological process (GO): negative regulation of insulin receptor signaling pathway; insulin receptor signaling pathway; negative regulation of Wnt signaling pathway
Molecular function (GO): insulin receptor binding
Source: RefSeq, a predicted model, not a curated record
GUGCGUGUAUGUGUGUGUAUGUGUGUGUAUGUGUGUGUGUGUACUCCCCGGCCCGCAUGAGAGGAGCUGCCUGCAGUCUUUGCAGCCACUGUUUUCGUCUCCUCCUCUCCUCCUCUCCUCCUAUACUCCUCGCCUCUGUGUGUAUCUGUCCAGUCCGGGAAUGUUGACCACCGUGGCCUGAUCCUCCUCCUUCUUCAUCUCCUGACUGCCACUCUGCGUGGAAUUGUCUCUGACUUGUCGGAGUCUUCCUCAACUCCUCUGGCUCUAAGGUGAGUUCUGCUCUCUUCAUCUUGUACUGAAACUGAAUCCAACCAGACACAUUGUCCGAGAGAGGCGAGGAACACAGAAUAUGGCUGUGGCUGGGUGUCCGGAUUAUUUCCUGCAUCAUCCAAAUUAUCAGCAGGACAAUAUAGACCGGACCUCCAAUCACAGGCCAGCUGAUCUCAUUGGUCCGGGCUUCCAGCAAUCAGCCAAUCGGAGUUCUCCUAACCAUCAAGAGGAUGAUGUCGAUUUAGAGGCCCUGGUUAAUGAUAUGAACUCUUCACUGGAGAGCCUGUACUCCACUUGCAGUGGUCAGCAGACAGCUUCUACCCCACUACUGCAAAAUGGACAGACCUCUUCUUCAAACCAACACCACCACCACCACCAUCAUCAACAACACAACCAGCCUCGGCAGGGUCAGCACACGCAUAUUCUAAGCCACGCCUCCCCAGAGCCGCCCUCAUCCUCCCCAUCGUCCUCCGACUCGCCACAAAGUGGACUCCGACGGUCACAGCCUAUGCACAUCCACGCUGUCAGGAGGUUACAGGAGGAGGAGCAGCAGUUGAGGACAUCGUCUCUCCCAGCCAUCCCGAACCCCUUCCCAGAGCUCUGCAGUCCAGCCAGCUCUCCUGUCCUCAGUCCAGGAUCCCUGCCUCCAGGAGAGCCCUCCUCUAACAUAUAUAUUGUGAAGAUCUGCAGUGAAGACGGCAUGUGUAAAGUCGUGGAGAUCCCAGCCGACAUGACCGCCAGAGACCUGUGCCAGCUCCUGGUUUAUAAAAGCCAUUGUGUAGACGACAACAGUUGGGCGCUUGUUGAACACCACACGCUGCUUGGGCUAGAGCGCUGUCUAGAAGACCACGAGCUGGUGGUUCAGGUCCAGGCCUCUAUGAACAGUGACAGCAGAUUCCUCUUCAGGAAGAACUAUGCCAAAUAUGAAUUCUUCAGAAACCCUCUGACGUUUUUCCCGGAGCAGAUGGUCGCAUGGUGCCAGGAAACCAGUCGUACUAUUCCACCAUCUCAGCUCCUUCAGAACUUCUUGGCGACCAGCAGCUGCCCAGAGAUUCAGGGACAUCUGUAUGUGAAGGAGGUGGGCAGGAAGUCAUGGAAGAAGGUUUACAUGUUCCUGCGGCGCUCAGGACUCUACUGCUCUACAAAAGGAACCUCAAAGGAGCCCAGACAUCUACAGUUACUAGCAGACCUUGAAGACAGCAACAUCUUCACCGUCAUCACAGGCAGAAAGCAGCACAGUGCCCCCACAGACUACGAGUUCUGUAUCAAGCCUAAUAAAGGUCGAGGGGAGAUGAAGGAGCUGAGGAUUCUGUGUGCAGAGGAUGAACAGGGCAGGACGUGUUGGAUGACAGCCUUCAGACUCUUUAAGUAUGGGAUUUUAUUGUACCAGAAUUAUAAGAUUCCUCAACAAAGAAAAAACUUACUUUCACACUUCUCAGCACCUGUGCGUAGUGUAUCAGAGAACUCCCUUGUGGCGAUGGAUUUCUCAGGGAGGAUAGGCAGAGUGAUUGACAACCCUGUAGAAGCUCAGAGCGCUGCCAUGGAGGAGGGGCACGCGUGGAGGAAGAGGAGUCAACGAAUGAACGUACUAGGCUCCCACAGUCCGCUGCACCACUCCUCAUUAAACUCAGGUACAUUUAUCCACAUAGCUCAGUUGUGGUUCCAUGGCAGGAUAACCAGAGAAGAAUCCCAUCGUAUCAUCCACCAGCAGGGACAAGUAGACGGGCUGUUUCUGCUGAGAGUCAGUCAGAGUAACCCCAAGGCGUUUGUGCUCACGCUGUGCCAUCACCAGAAAAUCAAACAUUUCCAGAUACUACCGUGUGAAGAGGACGGCCAAGUCUUCUUCAGCCUUGACGACGGCGCCACCAAAUUCACCGACCUGAUCCAGCUGGUGGAGUUCUACCAGCUCAACAGAGGAGUGCUGCCUUGUAAACUCAAACACCCGUGCACCGUCGUGGCCUUAUGACAUCAUGCGAUCAUCAGUCCCUAUAAGUCCUAUCACUUGACCUGACUCUGCCUAAAACAAGCAAAACAACAAGAAUCUCGUCUUGUUUUUAUCUUUUUAAGAAGCUGGUGAAUGACUGAUGUUUCUUUAUUGUCGUUGUUUUUUAUUUUAUUGUUGAGAGUCCGCCGGAGACUGCUGACUUGUUGGAUUCCUUUUAGUUUUGCAUGGACGUUUGAGGAGUCGGAUGCACAACUCGCUCACAAGGUUCCUCAGAUUAAGGAAACGAACACUGCCGUUUGUGUCAAAAAAAAAAAAAAGUUGCAUAAUGUUCCACAAUCUUGCUACCCACAGUCAUCAAUAAGCUCGGACACAGUGACCCUCGAGGUUUUUUUUCGACUUUACUUCCCUUAAACUGGACAAUCAGCAGGACAAGCUUUGUGUGGACCACUCUGCUCUCUGAGAACAAACAUUUAGUCUUAUCACGCUUCAUCACACGAAGAGAUGAAACUGUAGGCGGAGAGUUGAUUGUCUCUUAAGUUUUGCACUCACUGAACUUGGAGCGGCCUUUGACGGUGCAUGACUUCGAAGUCGUCGCAUCAAUGAACUCUGAGAUGGUGUCAGCACCCUCUAGUGUCACAGGCAUGCAAGGACAUGUUCAAAUUCAACUUGGAUGGGAUUUGGAGGCACCAGAAAGAGUGUUGCUGUCUGGAUCGAAAUUUGUCAAAAAUCUGGAACUAUCGAUACAAAGUAUUUUUAAGAAUAUAGACUGUCUAAAAUCUGCAUUUCCAACUCUCAUAGAGUUCUAUUUACUCAUCUCUGAUCACACAGGCUCCCCUUUGAUAUGUCUCCUUUUCUUUUGUUUUUUUCAUGCAUUCAGGAAACUUGCAACCCUCCAUUAUUCACAUAAGCUACGACAAGGUCAUGCUGUGCUUGUUAUUUUAUCGCAUGC